AUGGGCCUGGAGCUCUACCUGGACCUGCUGUCCCAACCCUGCCGCGCCGUCUACAUCUUCGCCAAGAAGAACAGCAUCCCCUUCGAGCUGUGCUCCGUGGACCUGCGCAAAGGCCAGCACCUCAGUGAUGUCUUUGCCCAGGUGAACCCCCGGCAGAAGGUGCCUGCCUUGAAGGGCGGGGACUUCAUUUUGACCGAGAGCCUGUGGGUGCCGGCUGCCAAGUCUUUGAAGGCCGACCCAAGCUGGCUGCGUGGCACCAGCGUGUGGAGGCGGCAGUGGGGGAGGUCCUCUUCCAGGAGGCCCAUGAGGUCAUCCUGAAGGCCAAGGACUCCCAGCCUGCAGACCCCACCAUUAAGCGGAAGUUGAUGCCUAGGGUGCUGUCCAUGAUCCAGCG
This is a messenger RNA of Eubalaena glacialis (North Atlantic right whale), 394 nucleotides long. Its product is annotated as glutathione S-transferase theta-1-like. Gene Ontology annotation, cellular component: cytoplasm. Lineage: Eukaryota; Metazoa; Chordata; Mammalia; Artiodactyla; Balaenidae. Bases 1 to 318 code for a protein of 105 amino acids. Gene Ontology annotation, molecular function: glutathione transferase activity. Gene Ontology annotation, biological process: glutathione metabolic process. The transcript has 3 exons. The record is from RefSeq and is a predicted model, not a curated record.